Messenger RNA from Plutella xylostella (diamondback moth), 3356 nucleotides. RefSeq names its product fasciclin-2. Gene Ontology annotation, cellular component: neuron projection. The record is from RefSeq and is a predicted model, not a curated record. Gene Ontology annotation, molecular function: protein binding. Lineage: Eukaryota; Metazoa; Arthropoda; Insecta; Lepidoptera; Plutellidae.
UUUCUAGUCAUACAGUGUGUCGCUCAAUCACAAGCGCGGACGUCGGUCGCGCUGUUGCCCGCAUACAUACACGAAACUAAUCAAUUUGUUCGCGUUUCUGGACGCACCUUUUUAUUUUGAACGCGUUCGAUUUUCAAAAGAAGAGCGCGAAACAAGAAUGUGACAGCUACCGGCCAGUGCCAAAAUCAUAAACAAACAGUGAAAGUGCGCGGAAAAAGUCAAAAUGCAGCGAUUUUCUUUUGUUUGUGUUGCUACUGUUUUGUUUUUCGGAAAAGUAACGCAUAGCUGUUUCACAUACGACCAACACCAAAGCAUAAUUAUCAAGACGGGAAGUUCGUUCUACCAGGAGUGCCACUGCAUCGAACCCGGGGCUUCGGUGAACAACUUGAAAUGGAUAGACCCUAGUGGACAUGAAAUUCAGGAGAUGGGACUAGAUACGAAACUGAACGUUUAUACGGAGAAACAGGCGCGGAGCAUAAGCCUCCACAUUCCUCAGCUGAGCAAGACGAUAUCAGGCCCCUACCAAUGUGUCACCACACACCAAGGAAAGAAGUACUCCAGCACUUUUGUCAUUGAAGCUUAUGAUCCAGCAUAUUUUGUGAACACGACCAGAAAGCAAUACAUAAUAGCGGGACAAGACUCUAUGGUACACUGUCACGCUAGAGGCGAGACAGAACCACUCAUAACGUGGUACAAAGAGGGAGAAGAAGAUGAAUCUGUACAGAUAGUUAAUAAUGAUAAAUAUGAGGUUCAAGACAGAGGUUUAAAAAUUAAACGCGUAACAGACAACGACAACGGAACAUACAAAUGCACUGCAUCAGUGCUAGACACAGGCGAAGAAGUAGAUAGACUUAUAAAUGUUGAGGUGAUACUGUCGCCCAUCAUAGAGGAAAUAAGGGUAUCACCAAACACUUCUGUUGUAGUGGGAACCACUGUUACAAUCGAAUGCAUAGCUGAUGGUUUUCCGCAUCCUGAGUACAUAUGGACCAAGACUUCAGAGAAGGUCCCGUCUGAAAAUAUAACAUGGGAUCAAGAUAUAAAUGCUAUUACAUUUGAAAGUAUAGAACCCAGCGACCAAGGGAAGUAUGAAUGCAAGGCAUCUAACAUAGCUGGAGAAUCCAAGAAAGAAGUCUCUAUUGAGGUCCUUCUACCUCCAACUAUUCUAGAGUUUUCUAAUGUCACCGCUCUGGAAGGUUCUACGGUUCAAGUAGUGUGUCGGGUAUCUGGGCGUCCUGUGCCUGAUGUUAAACUAAUACCAAACUCCCCUGAAAUAUUAACAGAUACAGACAUUAUAUUUGAUCAUAAAAUUAUUAGUGAAACUGAAAAUAUUAUUGUCGUGACAUUUACUCUUGCUAAACGAAGCUAUGAAGGCGUUUAUUAUUGCAACGCCUCAAAUGAAGUUGAUUCAGCAGAAGAAGAAAUGUACGUCGAUAUUUUAUACAAACCUCACUUCGAAAUAUUACAAGAAUCUAUUUGGGGAUGGAUAGGCAAAAGUGUGAAUCUAAGUUGCGAAUAUGACAGCGAUCCUCCAGGUACAAUAGAAUGGAGAUUUCAAGGAAAUGAUGUCGAGACCGACGAGCAAGUAGCAAUAAACAAAUUAUUGAAUCCUGAUCCAACUCCGGAGCUUUUUGUUCCAUUCACCAUUGACAGAAAGUCAUUAUUUGGAAUUUACGAAUGCAUAGCAAAAAAUGAACAUGGAAAAUCUAAAAAAAGCAUAACGAUCAAAGAAGCUUUUGCUCCUCCCGUUAUAGAUAAUGUAAAACUAAAAGAAAUCACUGCAUCAUCAGUCACAUUUGACAUAAGAGGUCCAAACAUCACUGAAGGGCCUGGUGUAGUUGGGUACACGACGGAAUAUGAUGAAGAGGAAAACUAUAAAAUCACCAGCAUACACAGAAACAGGACAUGGUCAGUGGAGCGACCGUACAGAGUUGAGAAAUUGAAGCCACGAACGAAGUAUUUCUUCAAGUUUGCUGCUAUCAAUGCAGUUGGAGUUGGCGCUUGGAGUGAGUCAGUCACUGUUGUUACGUUAGAAAGGACAGUCCCAGAUCCACCAAUUUGGGAAGAAGAAGUGAAGUCGAUAGAAUUAAAAGCAGAAGCAAUUGGAAACGUUUUAAAAUGGAAAGUUCCCGAUAGCGAUGAUCCAAUAGACACCUACUAUCUGAAAUACUGUCCGGUUCAAAAUGAAAAUGUUAAUAUACUCGUAGACCUAUGCAAGGAGCAAACAAUAGCACCAUCUAGUAAAAUCAAUUUAGAUUAUCUAGAGCAAAAUACGACGUAUUACAUAGAACUUAUAGCUCAUAAUGCUCAUGGUAAUUCGUCAGCAGCUGAUCUGUACAUGACAACAGCUGCGAGAGAAGAAUCCACAUCGCCGUUAACAGCAGAAGGCAUGAUAGGUCUAUCAGUAGUGGUGGUGGUACUGUGUAUCCUGGCCCUAGACCUAGUGCUGCUCUGCUGGAGGAGACAGGGGCUGAUCGCCAGCUGUUAUUAUAGAAAAAAGAAGAAUAGAAACGAUGACAAUUUGAUGUCCCGUGACAAAAAAGGCCUACUCCGAGAUAGUGGCAUUGCUACGACAGCGGACGACACCUUGAAGAAAAGCCACCAGGAGUUUGAAUACAACAAGACUACCGGCGUUAUUACUGGCAAACAUUCCUCAGUUUAGAAUAGAUUUUAUUAAUAAGAUUACAGUUUUUGUAAGAUGGUCGAAUGAGUCGACUACUGGGUUCAUUUUCAAGAGCGAUAUUUCUAAUGUAUAAGUAGCUAAAAAGUGUUGCAAAAGUGGUAGGUAUUAAAUUAUACAAAGCACUUUGUUCAACGAAUCUUAGAAAUUAUUGAAAAAAAUACUGCUUUACAUGGUUAAUAGUCACAUGACCAUCAAAGUUUCUAUGGACUAGCAGAUAUUUUUUCCAAAUUUUUGCAGCAUUUCCUAUUGCAAAAUAAAUAAAUUCCCAGACAACUGUCACCUAACAUAAUAAUAAUAUUAUAGUCAAACAUUUUAUGGGUCUUAUCAAAUCAUGGUUGGCGUUACGCUAACGCCAAUGGCGUAUGUAAUCUGUAAUUAAAGUAGUGCAACGAAAUUAAACUCUCAGUAAGCAGCGCUGGUUAAGUAUUAUUUUAUUAUGAUUCUGAUAAUUAGUCAAUCCUAUCGUGUGCCUUUUGAACAAAAUAUUUUAAAUAAGAUUAACUUUAAGUUAAAGAUAUUAAUUUAUAAUGUACAUUAAAAACUAUACUUAGCUGUUUACAUAAAUGUUGAGUGUUUUAGAGUAUACCUCUAGUUAUUUAGAUUUUAGUCAUUUUAUACACACAUACAUAGCUUAUUAUUAGUUAAUAUUUCGUAAUAAAAAAAAUAUUUUUAUUCA